This is a messenger RNA of Equus quagga, 1005 nucleotides long. Its product is annotated as EF-hand calcium-binding domain-containing protein 3. The transcript is spliced from 8 exons. Lineage: Eukaryota; Metazoa; Chordata; Mammalia; Perissodactyla; Equidae. The record is from RefSeq and is a predicted model, not a curated record. Bases 1 to 981 code for a protein of 326 amino acids. Gene Ontology annotation, molecular function: calcium ion binding.
AUGGCCACGGGAGCUAAGCAGGCCCCCUGGAGGGCCAGAGAGUUCAAGGGCCUUGCGGCUACCCAUUCAGUACAGUCAGGCCCAGGCCCCAGGUCUCCGAGCUUUGCAGUCGAGGACCUGCUACUCCUGACACCCCAGCAGCUAGCAGCUUUCCAGGAUAUCUUCAAACUGUUCAGCUCCAGCCCGACAGGCGCUAUAGACAUGCGCAGCAUGAAAGCUGCCCUGCACAACGUGGGUAUCCAGCUGAGCCCACAGGAGAUGUGUGAGGCUCUGCGGCAGGCAGACUUGGAUGGUGAUGGAACUGUAAACUUCAAAGACUUCCUGGGUGUCCUCACCGACAGCCAUCGCCUUGCUCAGUGCUUGGGCCAGGUGAGGAACAGCCGGGUCUGUGACCCCCAGGGCCUGCAGACCUUGUUCUUAGAGAUACUGUUCAAGCUCAUGAGCCAGGGCUUCGUGCCCUCCAAGUCGGCGCAGGAGGUGAUGAGCUACUACUCCACGAAGCAGCGGGCUCUGCGGCUGAACUCAGGCUGGAACGGCCGCUCCCGCGGCCACGGCCGCACCGCGCGCGCUCACGCGGACCUCACCUUCUUCUGCCAGGCCACGCGCCUCAGCGGCCUCUCCAACGCCGAGCUGGCGCGCUCGCUGCUCAGCUUGCACAAAGCGGGGACGCACAGCCCCUACUCUCAGAUACCGAACCUGGCCCGGCGGAUGCGGCCAGAACGCAAGACGCGGAACUGUGCCCCGCGCCCCCUCGUCCGACUUCCCGAGUGCUACCAGCCCAGCCGCCCCAAGCUGGGGCCCAACCCGCGGCCGCCCAGCCAAGGCCCCCUCUGCCCUCCCGCAGGCUUCGUGGGCCAGCCACUAGAGUCUGUGGGACCCACGAAGCUGGCUCCCUCCCCCCCAACUCUAGUGCAGAAGCAGCCCUUCUCCCCUUCGCCAGCCUCUUUGCAGAGACCUGCUAUGAAGAACUUAUACAAGUAAAGCGUUUGCUGGACGAAACAGGCU